Messenger RNA from Hypoxylon fragiforme, 1707 nucleotides. RefSeq names its product DNA glycosylase. Gene Ontology annotation, biological process: base-excision repair. The transcript has a single exon. NCBI's taxonomy places the organism in Eukaryota, Fungi, Ascomycota, Sordariomycetes, Xylariales, Hypoxylaceae. Gene Ontology annotation, molecular function: catalytic activity. The record is from RefSeq and is a predicted model, not a curated record. The coding region runs from base 203 to 1330 and encodes 375 amino acids.
UAGAAAAGCGGAAGUCGCCGCGGAGCGCGCGGCGCGGGCGCAAGCACGUAGCGGCGACGCGACCAGCACCGUGCAGCUCCGACGCAGUGCAAGGAAUGCGGGGUUGGGAGUGGGUGAUGCGUCGUCUGCUUCUAAGCAAGAGAAUUCACACGAGAACGAGGAGGUUACGGUCUGGCCAAAGAAAAGGCCCGGAGUCGCGAAGAUGAAUGAUGAUGACAUUGAGGCUACGCGUCCGGCGAAACUGGCGAAGGGUUUGCCGCCGUCGUCGUCUUUAGGCCCCGUUCUUGAUCUGUUGAAAAUUUCUAAGACGUUGACGCCGAGCCCUGAAAAGAAGAUUAAGGAUGAAGAGGAAGACGAGGGGGAAAAGAAAAUGGAAGAUGAUAGGAAAAGAGAAGAUGAAAAGAACAAGGCCACGAAGAAAAAACAAGAGGACGAUCUUCGAGUGAAGAAACUAAAAUCGUACACGCAGUUCGUCGACAAGCCGCCGUUCCCGGAUUUCAAGAACCCGAGGCCGGAGGAAUGCCAGCUCGCCCACAGGAUUCUGUGCGCGCUGCACGGCGAGCGCCAGCGCCCGCCAGCACUGAGGCUCCCGCGGACAGGCGUCGAGUGCGGCAACGUGCCGUCGGUGCUAGACGCGCUGAUCCGCACCGUGCUAUCGCAGAACACCAACAGCCGCAACAGCACGCGGGCGAAACAUGACAUGGACGAGGCGUACACGGCGUUCGACGAAAAAGACGGCAGCGUCGAUGUGCAAGCGCGGUGGCACCGGAUCGCGACGGGCGGCGCCGAGCGACUGGGGAAGGCGAUCGCGAAGGGCGGGCUCGGCGCCGUCAAGAGCAAAGUCAUCGUCGACAUCCUAAGACAGGUGAAGGAGCGCUACGGGACGUACUCGCUCGACCACCUGUUGCGCGUCGGGGAGACGGCGUCGUCGCUCCGCGAGGAGCAGGACAUCGUCAUGCGCGAGCUGCUCUCGUACCGCGGCGUCGGCACCAAGACCGCCAGCUGCGUGCUGCUGUUCUGCGUCGGCCGCGACAGCUUCGCCGUCGACACUCACGUCUACCGGCUCGCGGGGAUCUUGGGGUGGAGGCCCGCGAGAGCGACCCGCGACGAGACGUUCGCGCAUCUCGACUCGAGGAUCCCCGAUCAGCUGAAGUAUAGCCUGCAUAUCCUGCUCAUCGAGCACGGCCGCGAGUGUCCCGAGUGCAGGGCCGGCGCUGUAAAGGAGGGGAACUGCAAGCUCAGGAAGGCGUUUGUUACGUCGGCGAGGCUGGCGGCUGAGUACGAUGCGCGGGAGGGCAUGAGCCGAGUGAAUGCCGACCUAAGUACCUAGACCUAGAUAGGUAGGAGAUGGCUGGCCUGGGGGUGGGAGAGCUGUGAUGCGAUGCGAUGCGAUGAGAUGGAUGCCGAGGUAUAAUAGGUACAAUACUUUACAGGCGGUCGCAGUACCUCUUCUCUACAGCUAUACCCUACCUAGGUAUGUAGUACUUAAUAUAUACUACCUCUAUGCCAGCCUGUAAUUAUUAUACCUACAUGUCUAACCUACUGGGUAAUACCAAUGUUGUUAACUUUGUGUUCACCUAUGUAUCUAGGUUAGGUAGAUGCAAUAGUACGACAUUGUUUAGGGUCUAUACACAAUAUAAUGCAAUUAAACUACCUAAAGAGUGUUACUUGCUGACUACAGCUAUUACUAUAUUGAGCCAUGAGGGG